Salvia hispanica is the source of this 4423-nucleotide messenger RNA. Its product is annotated as putative serine/threonine-protein kinase SIS8. Gene Ontology annotation, molecular function: protein kinase activity; ATP binding. Gene Ontology annotation, biological process: protein phosphorylation; signal transduction. Lineage: Eukaryota; Viridiplantae; Streptophyta; Magnoliopsida; Lamiales; Lamiaceae. The record is from RefSeq and is a predicted model, not a curated record. Gene Ontology annotation, cellular component: cytoplasm.
UUUUAGUUUUGAUCAAAUUUUAUUUUCUGCUACGAAGACUAGUAAUACCAUAUAAUGAUAUAAUUUCCUAAUUUUUGAGCUGUUUGUGUUAAUUUGCACGAGCUGAAGUGAUCGUAGUUCCUGUUUGUGCGAUCGAACUGGUGACUAAUAAGGGGGUGUUCGGUUGGCAAAACUAAAUCUCAUGAUUAAAUAUGUAUCAUGUUUGGUUCAUAAGAUUAACCCCCUCAACUUAAUCCUAGAUGGAUAGUCUCAUGAUAAUUAGUCAUAGCCUCCCCCUCCAACUAAAAUAAUCUCACAACUUAAUCCUAGAUGGAUAGUCUCAUGAUUAUUAGUCAUGACAACCGAACGCCACCUACGUUGAUGUUGAUUUAGAUCUGUAAACUUGAUUUUAGUAUCUGUGAAGUUGUUAAUUUAGAUUUGCGUGGUGUGAUAGGUGUUCGGUUUGGAAAAUUUGACGGUAAUUAAUGGCGCAGCUGUUGAUGCUACCGUAAUUGGUUAAUGGAUGUGCUUGAAUUCGUGUUGUUGAGGAGGAAUCGGAUGCCUUACAAGUUGUUAUGUGUUUUUUCUUGUUUAAUACUUUCAUAAAAGUUCUGAAUGCUCGACUUUGAUCAAAUUGUCCGGUCAUAUAUGGCCGGAGUUGGUUGAUGCAGCAAUAGGUUUGUUGCCUUUUGGAACCGUGCAACCGAUGAGUGCAUAAAAGAAGUAAUGAGAGUACUGAGAUAAUAUUGCAUAUUCCAAGGGCUGUCCGAGCAAUGAAUGAAUCUAUGAAGCAGAAUCGCCCUAUACAAGAACAUGAAGACAGUUUAUCUGAUUCCUUGGGCUCAAAUACAAAGCACAGCACAUGUCAAACAAAAGAGAUACCAUUUCCAGGGUUCUCUGGUGAAGUUUUUCGCGGUGUUUGGAACGGAACGGAGGUUUCCAUAAAACUGUUUCUAGAGCAGGAUCUCACAGCUGAAAACAUGGAGGAUUUUUGUAAUGAAAUAUCCAUCCUCAGUCGCCUUCGCCACCCAAAUGUCAUCUUGUUUCUUGGUGCUUGCACGAAGCCUCCACGGUUGUCACUGAUCACCGAGUACAUGGAAAUGGGAUCUCUUUACUAUUUGAUUCACUUAAGUGGCCAGAAGAAUAAACUCAGCUGGCGGAGGAGAAUCAAGAUGCUACGCGACAUAUGCAGGGGGCUGAUGUGCAUACAUCGAAUGAAGAUAAUCCAUCACGAUCUUAAAAGUGCUAAUUGUCUCGUUAGCAAGCAUUGGACGGUUAAGAUCUGCAACUUUGGCCUCUCCAGGAUCAUGACAGAUGCCCCCAUCAAGUCGUCAUCAGGUGGGAAGCCGGAACGGAUGGCUCCUGAGGUCAUUCGCAACGAGUUAUUCACGGAGAAAUGUGACAUUUUCUGUGCAUGUUUAGGUUGUCCAAGCGGUUGCAAACGAGGGUUUGCGAUUGGAGAUGCCCCAAGGGCCGGUGGGCAGGUUAAUUGCAGGUAUGAGUCACGUUGGCGAUCUGAGAGAAUUGGCAACACAAGUGCUCUGCGCACUAUACUCUGUGCGCCAUGGUUUGCAGGAGAAUACGAACAUAGUGAAUGCACUUUGUGCGCGUAUGUCAAAAGCGAAUAAACACCUCGGAAAGUACACAAUUAAAUUUAUAUCAUCUCGUCCUUCUCAAAUUGACAUAUUUCUAAAAAAGAAAUUCAUCGCAAUUUUUACUUUAUUUUAUCGCCAUUUAACACAGUAAUCAACAUUGCAUAAUAUCACAUGCCGAACUAUAAUAUUUAACUUGAGACAAAUCAGUAUGAAAUAAAAACAAGUUAAACCAUGAAUAUUUUAAGUGAAGUGCCUAAUAGUGAUUUCAGGACUGUAUGUGCUAAGUGAAGUGCAUCUUAGUGCUUAUGGUUUACAACGCCUGUGUAUAUUUGUUGAUUCUGACUGGGCUGAACCCCAUGCUCGACCGAGUUGCGAGGAAAUACUGGCUCGGCUGCUCGACUGCGACUCACAACCUUGAUAACACAUUCCCCUGCACAGAAUCUUGAAUUUCCACCAUAUAUUCCGGCAUACCGUAAGAUUUGUUUGAGUUUUCCAUCCAAGUAAUCAAGAGCAAAUAAAUAGCAUGCAAAUUUUCCCUAGAUGAAUGAAUGAAACAGUAGCCUCUUCCCACCAUGUUAUUCAAAAUGGCAAAAUCUGUUGUACAAGUGAUGUUAAAAAUGAAAAAUACAUCAUCCCACAACAGUCAAUCCGAAAUCCGCCGCCGAUUAAGAGCAGCCUCAAAGCGGCUGCAGGAGUCCGCCCUCAUCUCCGUGCUCAUAUCAUUCUCCGGUGCCGGGUAAUAGUCUUCUCUCAGCUGAACAUCUCUCAACUCUGUGAUCCUCAGCAGGAACAUCAUGAAGUGCUCAUGUGCAGUCCCAUGUAUGAAAAGCUUCCUAAGCCCAAAACAUUCCUGCAGCAGUCCCGCAGCCGGAAGGGAGAGGCUCCUCUGGUUCACGUCCCGGUCCUGCGGGGGCCAGUAGUCGAGCUCCGUCAGGUUCAGGUGGCCGAUCCCGAUCAGAUAGAACCGCUCCCACAGGCUCAAAUCCAUCUGCCCGGAAGGCGCCGUGUGGGCGUACCCAAUGGUGUCGCCGCAGUCCAAAUGCAUCUUCCACAGCUUGGGAUAGUUGACAAGCAUGCUCAGCCCGAACUCGCGCUCCCUCGGUCUCGACAUCUCGCGGCAGUCGCCCUCCACCUUGAUCCGAAUCUCCUCGAGACUCGGGCAGUGGUCGAGCCCUGCCUCCACCAGAGGUGUCAAGAGCUGCCCCACUGCAAUCCACAGUGAAAGGUACUCCAACUUAACCCAUGUCCUCGCACUGUUUCCAUAGCCGUUGCUGUUAACAUCCAAUUCCAUAUUCAAAUCGUAUGAAUACUUGCAUCUCUUCCUCGCUUUACUCAUUCCAUCAUCAUCAUCAAAACCGUUAUCUUGAUCCGAGCAGUUAAGAUCAAAACCAACUCCAUCUGAAUCAUCUCCAAGCUCCUGUGUAGAGUCCCAAAUACAAUCGAUGUGAAGGCGUUGGAUCCUAUCUUGUAUCGGCUCCAACGCCUUCAAGCACUGGCGGGCGGGGAGGUUGCUGCAGCAGGAGACUCCAACAUCAACGAGAGUUUUCCGAAGCAAGGAAGCCAGAGUCCUCAUCCCUCUCAUUGUGAUCUUGCUGCAGCCAUGGAUCUUAAACUCAGCCAAUCUACAACAACCUCUGCCUAUCCCGAUCAAACCCAUAUCAUCCAAAUCCCCGACGUUCCGAAUCGACAGCGAUUUCAGCCCUUGGCAAAGCGCCACUCCGUCCAAUUUCGACUCUACAGGCAUCGAGAUCCCAUGGAAAAACCCUAACUUGAGUGAUCUCAAUUUAGGGCAUCUCGAAUUGAGAACUUCAAACGCUGCACCACUGUCCCGAACAUUGUUGCAGAUGUCCAACACCAACUCCUCCAGCAAUGGCAGACCGGAGAAGGCCUCGAUCAAGGUAGCUACGUUGAUACUCGCAUCCUCCGCGGUGAAUCCGUCACCGCGCGCGUUCAAUAGAGUGGACGUAUCGGCCAAAUGAAGAACCCCCAAUUUGGGGCAGUUCAUCGAAACAGAAAUUAGGGCUUCGUCUCCGACGAAGCCGAUAUACCUCGGAUCGAAUCUGCACGCAGCUUUGAAUUCAAUCAGAUUGGGGCAGGAUUUGGUGAUGGCCUUGAUCUCAUCCGAUUUGAAUCCUUCGGAGAACGAAGGAUUCAGGACAUCCAAUCGGGCGAGAUUCGAAGCCAGGGAAGGGUAAGCCUCGAGCGCAGGCGGAACGUCGUCGGUCCAGCAGUAGAAGGAGGAGAGAUCCAGCGAUCUGAGGCGGCCGCACUCGGAGAAGAGCAUCUUCAGCUCGUCUCCCGCGGCGGCCACCUGGGGCCGCUGGUGCCAGCGCACGAGCCUGACGUGCUCGGCGCCCCGCCACUGGGAGGCGACGAGCUGGAUGGUGGAGAGGUUCCGGGCGUAGAAGGUGAGGGAGGAGAGGGAGGGGAAGGCGAGGCGGAGGACGUGGGCGAUGAGGGCGGGGUCGGAGGCGGAGCUGAGGGGGUGGCCCCAGGGGGAGAGGAGGGAGAGGUCGAGGGCGGAGACGGAGGGGAAGCAGUUGGGGACCAUGAAGAGGUCGCGGAGGUUGCCGCGGAGGCUGACGGCGGCGCGUGUGGCGCGCUCGAGGAGGCACCACUUGCGGCAGGCGAGGGCGGCGGAGUUGCGGCUGCGGACGUCGGAGACGGCGGCGAUUAUGUUGGAGAGGAUCACGUCGGGGAGGUCGCUGAUGGUGGUCCCGGCGGCGGCGGCGGCCAUGGCCGUGGAAAUCGAGAUUUUUUUGUCGAUUGGUGAGUGUGCUAAUUUUCUAACACUCUUUUCUUUUUGUAGUAUACUCUCCAUUUAUCUUCUAUCAUUUCUUUUCUUAUUC